UGCCUCCUCCCCUCUUCUCCCCCGUCCACCCAUCUCCCCUGGCAGUCUGGGAUUCCAGAGAUGUCUCCCCUACAGUAAAAUAUGCUCCUGUCCCAUCGGCGGGCAGACCACAGCACACCAUGGAGCUGCCACGGCCGCAUCUCUGACCGCCGGGCUGCAGUGGCCCUCUGCACUGCAAACGCCCUGAGAGACGUUUGUGUGUGCACGUGUCAGUUUUAGUCUGUGUGCUUUAGUCUCCUACGGCUUGUUAGGGACUAGAAUGGGACUUUAUGCAUAGUUUGAUUGAAUAAUUUAGUUAUUGUGACAGUGCGCUCUUAUGGAGACAGUAGACUGUCAGACUCUUACUGGACUCAUGGAGAAGCCCUGACGGUCGCUUUCCUUUGAAAUGGACAUCCCAUUCGCACACGAAGCGGAGAGGUCCAAGGCGACUGUUUAUUUCUGAUCCAUGAUGGACAUUUGAAGCAGUGUCGGUGCUUUUUCGACCGUCAUGUCUAACGGUUACCGUACCCUAUCACAGCACCUGAAUGACCUGAAGAAGGAGAACUUCAGCCUCAAGCUCCGCAUCUACUUCCUGGAGGAGAGGAUUCAGCAGAAGUACGAGGAGAGCAGUGAGGAUGUGUAUCGUACUAACAUCGAGCUGAAGGUGGAAGUAGAGAGCUUGAAGCAGGAGCUCCAGGAGAAACAAGACCUUCUGGAUAAAGCACUCACAACAGCAGAGAGCUUGACCAGUUACAAUGAGGAAGAGCUGCAGAGACGAUUUCAGGAGCGGCAGCAGGAAAUCGACCACAUGCAGCAGGUGCUGGAGGCAAAGAUCCAGCUCCUGCAGGAGGAGGCCCAGUUAGCGCGCAGUGAGGCUGAGCGGGUGGCCUCGCUGGCUGGAUCCCAAUCCCAUGCCUCCCUUGUCUCCUUAGACACCAACAUGGAGGAGAUCCCUGAAGAUGAGAGGCCCUCCAGCACCUGCAAAGACAGAUUAAUAGAGGAAUUGACUAAGGAGCUUCGCUCCAAGGACGCCCUCGUUACGGAGCUAUCUGGAGAGAAGAAAUUGCUCACCCUCCGGGUGGGAGAACUGGAAGGGCAAGUUGAAGAGCUAUCUUCAUCUCUGCUGCAGAAGGACAAGGAUGUGGAGUUUUAUCAGGAAGAACUGGGUGAAGAGCGAUUGCGCAUCGAACAGGAGAUGCAGCACGCCCUCCAUGUGCAGUGA
This is a messenger RNA of Menidia menidia (Atlantic silverside), 1201 nucleotides long. The record is from the annotation of a GenBank genome assembly. NCBI's taxonomy places the organism in Eukaryota, Metazoa, Chordata, Actinopteri, Atheriniformes, Atherinopsidae.